This is a messenger RNA of Andrographis paniculata, 1395 nucleotides long. RefSeq names its product pre-mRNA-splicing factor 38. The record is from RefSeq and is a predicted model, not a curated record. NCBI's taxonomy places the organism in Eukaryota, Viridiplantae, Streptophyta, Magnoliopsida, Lamiales, Acanthaceae. The coding region runs from base 133 to 1299 and encodes 388 amino acids. Gene Ontology annotation, cellular component: precatalytic spliceosome. The transcript is spliced from 6 exons.
AGCUUGAGAACCGAUACGGUAUUCUUCCAGAACCCCUGGAUCGCCUUCAGCGUUUCGCUUGAAAAAUCUAGGGUUUCUAGAAAUCCAUUUUACUAUAUUCAAAUCGCUAGUAGACUCAGCUGAGGAUCGAUAAUGGCGAAUCGUACGGAUCCGCUCGCGAAGAGUAUACGGGGCACCAACCCUCAAAACUUGGUGGAGAAGAUUCUGCGGACUAAGAUAUACCAGAAUACCUACUGGAAGGAACAGUGUUUUGGACUGACGGCGGAGACGCUUGUCGAUAAAGCCAUGGAGCUCGACCAUGUCGGCGGGACGUUCGGCGGCAACCGCAAGCCCACUCCGUUCAUGUGCCUCGUAAUGAAGAUGCUCCAGAUUCAGCCUGACAAGGAAAUUGUUGUUGAAUUCAUAAAAAAUCCAGAAUACAAGUAUGUUCGUGUGCUCGGGGCCUUUUACUUACGACUUACAGGAACAGAUGUUGAUAUCUACCGAUAUUUGGAACCUUUGUACAAUGACUACCGAAAGCUGAGGCAGAAGCUAAACGAUGGAAAUUUCUCAUUAACACAUGUUGAUGAGUACAUUGAUGAGCUGCUGACAAGGGAUUAUUCUUGUGAUAUUGCUUUGCCUCGAAUUAAAAAAAGAUGGACACUUGAAGGUAUUGGAACGCUUGAACCUCGAAGAAGUGCAUUAGAAGACGAUUUUGAAGAGGAGGAAGAAAAAGAAGAAGAGGACCAACUUGCAGAUGGAUUAAAUUAUGAUGGCCAUGAAGCUCAUGAUAAGGACUACCAUCGUGGUCAAAGCCCCACUAGAGAAAGAGAUCGAGAUCGAAGACGAGAUAGUCAUAGAUAUAGGGAGCGUGACUAUGACAGAGACAGGGAUUACGACAGAGACCGUGGAAGAGGGCGCGAUCGAGAUAGAGAUAGGGAAAGAGACAGAGACAGAGACAGAGAUCGUCAUCGCCUUAGAGAUGAGAAGGAUUAUGGUCGUGACAGAGACCAUGACAGGGAAGGGCGGGAGCGAGACAGACGGGAUAGGGAUAGGGAUAGGGACAGGGAUAGAGAUCGCGGUAGGAGAAGUCAUUCGAGGAGCAGAAGCAGAAGUAGGGAUCGCAAAGGUGAUGGUGACGAUCGGCGCAGCAAACGGCACCAUCGUAACAGCAGCUCUAGCCCCAAACGCGAUGAGGAGCCGAAGAAAAAGAAAGAGAAGAAGGCGAAGAAGGACGACGGAACCGACCACCCGGAUCCGGAGAUUGCAGAACAAAACAGGCUCAGGGCAUCUCUAGGCUUGAAACCUCUGAAAUUGUAAGCCUAAGCCCUUACCCUAGCCCUUGUGAUUAAUGGAGUAUUUAAUAUGCAGCAGCACAGCACCAAAGUUUAUGGAAAAUGUGCUUGUUUGUUUGUA